Hyla sarda is the source of this 8433-nucleotide messenger RNA. It is a transcript of the gene SCML2, whose product is annotated as Scm polycomb group protein like 2. Gene Ontology annotation, cellular component: nucleus. Gene Ontology annotation, biological process: regulation of DNA-templated transcription. Gene Ontology annotation, molecular function: protein binding. NCBI's taxonomy places the organism in Eukaryota, Metazoa, Chordata, Amphibia, Anura, Hylidae. The record is from RefSeq and is a predicted model, not a curated record. The coding region runs from base 556 to 2658 and encodes 700 amino acids. The transcript has 15 exons.
AAGAGCUGCAGUGCGUCAUAUGUAUAUUGUUAUAUACUAGUGUGUACAGCCAUACACACUGGACCGGUGAGAAGAAUAGCCCCAUUGAUAGCCGUAUGUGUAGCCAAGACCCCCGAGCGCCCCCUCCUCUCCUCUCAUGAACACAGGCGGGGGCGCGCUCAGUGACAACAUGGCGGCGCCGUGAGGUCCUUACUGUGGAGCGACACAGGGAGUUACAGACCAGGCGUUGGAGCAAUAGACGGAUGAAUGGAGACGGACACGGUGACCGUGAGAGACGGCGGCAGUUGAGAAGUCAUUCAAUGGUGGCGGCUCAGGAAGCCGCACAGUACCGGGGCUGGCAGCUGCAGCGUGGUGUGUACUGAGGUGGCCGUUCAUAUACUUCCCAUCAACAUCUUCAAGUGCCAGACGCCGUCUGCCUCUUAUCUGUAAAGGAAGCUGAAGUGUUCAGACAGGAAAAGAUCCAUCUUGAAAGCCAAAUCGGUGAAAGAACAGAGGGCCAUUAAAACAUAAAACUGCUUCUUCCCAGACAGCUUUGUUUAAAGAGCAUCAUUCACUAUGAAGACUACAACAAAAAGAACAAAAGAACUAUUUAACUGGGAUGAAUACUUAAAGGAAACUGGUUCAGUUGCAGCUCCUGCUCACUACUUCAGACAGUCUAGGAACCCACCCAGUAAUGAGUUUAAAAUUGGCAUGAAAGUGGAAGCUCAUGACCCUCGAAAUGUUACCUCCGUUUGUAUAGCCACUGUUGUUGGAACCUCUGGAGCUCGCUUGCGCUUACGAUUGGAUGGCAGCGAUGAUAAAAAUGACUUCUGGAGGCUUGUGGACUCCUCAGACAUCCAGCAAAUUGGUAUAUGUGAAAAACUGGGAGAUAUGCUGCAGCCGCCAUUGGGAUUCCGGAUGAAUGCCUCCUCGUGGCCAAUGUUCCUGUUAAGAACACUAAAUGGAGCAGAAAUGGCACCAGCUUUAUACUUCAAAAAGGAACCACAAAAGCAAUCUCAGAACUUAUUUAAAAUUGGGAUGAAACUGGAAGCUGUGGACAAAAAGAAUCCAUUUUUAAUCUGCCCAGCUACUGUAGGAGAAGUGAAAGGAGAUGAAAUAUUUAUCACAUUUGAUGGAUGGAGGGGAGCGUUUGACUACUGGUGCAAAUACGACUCUCGUGACAUCUUUCCCGUCGGGUGGUGCAGUAUGACUGGCGAUUCUCUACAGCCUCCUGGAAACAGUGUUUCUUUAUCAAAGAACACAACUGCCUCAGCCUCUCCUGUAAAGGGCAUCAGACGCUCCAUGCAGUCCCCACAGAAGCCUGUGUUGGCACAGAAGGGGAGGAAACCUAUACGAGACAAGCCCCUUGAAGCACCUCCACCAAGGAAAGGCAAGCGUCCAAAAAAUGCAACACUGGCAAGAAAUGUGCUAAAUGCUGACAACUUAAAAACAAAAAGAAAGGGAAUAAAACCAGGAAGAAAGAAAGAGAUCCUGCCAUUACAUUCAGCCCUUCCACCUUCUAACUCUGAUGGAGACCUCAGUAAAUCUCAAAUGAUAAAAGAUGCUGUUGGCAUCACAAAUUCUUCAAUGACUGUGAUUUCUACAGUUUGUGUUUACGUGAACAAACAUGGCAACUGUGGCCCUCACUUGGAUAGGAAGAAAGUACUACAACUACCAGAUCAUUUUGGGCCGGGCCCAGUGAACAUAGUGUUGCAGCUGGCAGUACAAGCCUGUGUGGACUGUGCACACCAAUCUAAAGUAGUGUUUGGCUUCCUGAAGUCAGGUCAUCAUGGAGGAGAAGUUAUAACAGCUUCUUUUGAUGGGGAGGUGCACUCCAUUCAUCUGCCAUCGGUCAACAGUGCAUCGUUUGUAUUGCGCUUCUUAGAAAAACUAUGCCACAGCCUGCAUUGUGAUAAUCUGUUUAGUAGCCAGCCGUUCAGCCCAUACAUGGGGGGAGUGCAGAGCCCAGCAGACUUCGACAGAAGCAAAACUUCAAAAGAUGAAAUGUUAGACAGGAACAGCAAGAGAAUUCUUCAUGAGUCUCCAUCUUACACAGCUCCGCUUUCUCCGAAGUUACCAAGGACAGAAGCACACCCAUCAGAAGCUGAAACCUUGCCGCUGCAAGAGAAUGAAACUCCAAAAGAUCACAGAUAUUCUGAGGAAUCCAUGGAUUCAGCACUCAAUGCUGUCAGUCCACCCAGUUCUUCGCCCCAUAAUACAACGGAGUACCGUUCAGCAGGCAUCACACCUGCAUUUUACAGGCCUUCUCCCCAGCCAAUGACUCCUACCUCAAACACCACUCCUUUGGUACGUAGAUCAUCCUCAAGCUCGGCAGGAAACAGCUGCUACUAUGAAACUAGCAGAAACCGGAUGCAUCGGAGGAUUGAAGCGGCAAGUUCCACCACAGGCCCGGACAUCAACUCUUCUGAGCGUGAUUCCUCAAAAACACAAAGUAAACCUCCAGCCUCCUGGUCUGUGGAUGAUGUUAUACGCUUUGUAAAGGAAGCAGAUCCCCAAACAUUGGCGCCUCAUGCCGAACUCUUUCGGAAACAUGAAAUUGAUGGACCUGCUUUUUUGUUACUUCGGAGUGAUAUGAUAAUGAAAUAUAUGGGACUGAAGCUUGGCCCAGCCUUGAAACUAUGUUAUCAUAUUGAAAGACUCAAACAAGGGAAGUAUUAGGAGCAUUGGGCACAAGCGACAAUAUUGGAUUUACCUCAGAGCUGACUCUACCUUUUGAUUCCUAUUGUGCAGAAGCUUGCAGUGGCUAUAAUAUACCUCCUCUGUAAAAUAAUGCAGACACUAAAUAUGUAAAGUAUUUUUCUGGAAACCUCAGUAUUCUUUUGUUGUUUAUCACUACUGUGGUGCUUGUCGACGGAAAGAAAAGUAACAUCUGAGUACAAAUCCAUUCAAAAUUGUUCAUUAACCAUUUUUUUUUUUUCAUAACCAAAAGGCUUACUGCCAAAGCCAUUUCCAUUUUAUAGAAGAAAGGUGACAGCAGUGAAGUUAUAAUGCAGAACAUUGAGGCAGAGCGUGACACAUCUAUAGUGACAUUUUCAGUUUACCUUCCUAACAGAACAUCGUGACUGAUCUUUUCUUUCUUAGUUGUUAUCCCUUGACAAGAACCACAUUAGUGUCAGUGAUGCAUGUGUACUGUAUUACAACCUGGUAAUCUUACUUAUUCUCACUUAUUUGUGGCAGGAUUAUUUCCAUAGAACUUGUGAAGGAAGUUUCCUUUUCAUUCCUUUCAGGAGUAUAACUGGUCAUAACUGAUGCGUUUACCCCCUAUGAACCAAACCAAUAUAGUGCUUCUCUGUGUGGCUGAGGCGCCACAGACCAAGAACAAUGAUCAGAUGACUUCACAUUUGCCAUAUGAAAAUACAGUGAUCCCUCAACUUACAAUGGCCUCAACAUACAAUAGUUUCAACAUACAAUGUUUUUUUUCUGGACCAUUGUAACUUGAAAGCAGACUCAACAUACAAUGCUACGGACAGUCCAGAUCUGUGAGACAUGUCAAAACUGGAAGAACUGACCAAUCAGAAUGGGCAUUUAUCUGGUAAAUCGCCUCUAUUAAUGAGGUGCAAGCACUGACUGGCUGUCUGGUAGCGCCCCCUACAGUACAGGGAGGAACUACAAGUUCUGUACUACUCCUUACCUGUUACAGGGUUAGCUUCUCCUUUGGACACUGUGUGUACUGUAUAGGACCCUAAAGAAGCUCCUGUCCUCUACUUAAACCAUUGUUUCCCAAACAGGGUGCCUCCAGCUGUUGCAAAUCUACAACUCCCAGCAUGCCCGGACAGCCGUUGGCUGUCCGGGCAUGCUGGGAGUUGUAGUUUUGCAACAGCUGGAGGCACCCUGGUUGGGAAACAUUGACAGAGAUUUACAGCUCCCAGCAGCUCUUUCUUACUUUUAUAUGUAAGGACUUGCUUUAUCUGUAUUAGUUAUCUACUUAUAUUUCUUUAUUCCUCGCUUUUACCUAUUUUUGGAUGACAUUUUGGUGGCUUCAGAACCAAUUACCAGGUUUCCAUAGAGUUAUGGUCUCAACAUACAAUGGUCGUCCUGGAACCAAUUAAUAUUGUAACUUGAGGGACCACUGUACAUACAGUUAAGCACUGCUUCUGCUAUGUUAUUGUAAUCUGCAGAUCUGAUCUGUAGUCAUCCCGUGGACAAGCCAGCUAGAUAGAUAUCUGUCCAUUUAGUAAGCAUUCCUCAUAGCUAGGUUUAUCACCUUUAUUAAAUGUAUAAUUUAUUAAACGUUUUUCUAUAUUAAAGAGGUUGUCCCACAAUCCACACAACCUAUUCAUAAAAGACAUACUGGGCGACAUUUAUUAAAACCUGUCCAAAGGAAAAGUUGCUGAGUUGCCCAUAGCAACCAAUCGGAUUACUUAUUUCAUUUUGCAGAGGCCUUGUUAAAAAUAUAGGAAGAGAUCUGAUUGGUUGCUAUGGGCAACUCAGCAACUUUUCCUCUGGACAGGUUUUGAUAAAUCUCCCCCAAUGUGUGUCUGACCACCGAUCAUGAGAAUGAGGAUUCAUGUCCUCCAUCUUUAAGGAGCAACAGUCGAGCAUGCACAGUGCUGCUCCAUUCAAAGUCUAUGGGACUGGCAGGCAGCCAGCCAAGCACUGUGGAUAGGAAAUUAGAAUUGAUUGUGAGACAAGCUCUUUAAACUGCUAGCAAAGUAUAGGUAUGCUUCAUGUAAUGCUUCAAAUGUAAUACACAGUGGUGAAUGCAGUCAAUGUUAGAGGGAGGUGUGCAGCAGCAGACCUUACCUACCUGUACCCAUCUUCUAGUGUAGAGUAGGGUUGUGAUCAGACAGGGUAGUCAUAGUCAUCUGGACUUUUCGUGCCAAGUAAAACAAUGCUUCUGGUUCAGAAUAGAAAUGAUUUCAAUAAAAAUAGUAUGAUUUACUUCCAGAAAGUAAUUGGAAGUACAUCUCCUUGCUGAGAACCACAAUGUUGGAGUUGUGCAAUGUGCCUUUAUUUUACAUCUCUGUAAGCAUUAGAGUAACAUUACGACAGAGUAUCCUUGUCUUUUGAUUUACACAGACUUUUGUUUGAUAGGCAGCUCUUGCCAGAAGUGACCAAGCUUGCCCCAAACCUAUCUGAAUCUGUUAGACAACAUCCUCUGCUUCAAUAAAACAUGACCUGAGAGUACUCAGGACAUGACUGUCAUUGGGCCCUGGAGCAGUGAAGCUGCAGCAUUCAAUCUGCAAACAGGAAAGCCAUUUUGCUUGUUCCCCUUUAAACUGCACAUUGCUAGUGUAGUCAUUUUCUGUUUAUGCAAUUCCUUAUACAUCUGAGAAGUAUAUCCCCUAUAUUAUAAUAAGUCAUUUAAUGUGAAAGAACUGUGUGAGACUUUUUUUUCAUUAAGACAGAACAGUUCUUUCUUACUAACUGGAAGGCAGAUGAUUGAUUUUUUAAAAAGUUUUCUGUGACACUGUACAUAUUGCCCAUGUAUUGUAAUGUUUUGCGCAGUGUACUGCCAUUUUGUAGGAUGAUUUCCUUCUUCUAUGUUACGUUUAUGGGGUUGCUGGAAAAAAAUGUCUUCAUCAAAUUCUUCAUUAACCCUUCUGGGUUGUUCUAGUGUAAGGACCAUAGCAAUAAUCUGUAAAGUCCACAUAUCCCAGACAUACAGAACAUUCUGUACUUUGAACUGUUGAUGUGUUCAGCUUAAAGAUCUGUUUCGGGCAAGGGUUUCCCUGUUCUAUGCAAUACGCUAAGGUGUCCAGUGUGUAUACAAGAUGUAUAUUGUAUAUAUUGUACUUUCUGUUCUUAUGCAUUGUUGCCAAUUUUUAUCAGUUUUCUCUGUUCAGCCAUAGCUAAUAAUCGGCUAUAUGUACAGGAGAAUGCAGCCUCACCAUCUAUCUCUGAGCGCCAUUAGUUUUGUGUUGCUGCCAACAGUUUUAUAGAUCAGGGACAAGAAUAUGCACUGCAUUUCAACAGAACAAUGAAUGUAUGUAAUAGUGCAGCUAGGGACAGGACUAUUUCUUACAGGAAUCUGCAGUGUUAACAUGAAUUUUUUAAUCAAUUUCGUACUGCUUUUUGUAUAUGUACAUACAAAUCAUAUAAUGUAUAUGUAAAAAGAAAGUUAAUGUGUAUUUCUCAGUCGGCUCCCUUGGGGGACUCGGAGACCACGGGUAUAUAUUGCUGCCACUAGGAGGCUGACACUAGACAUACAAAAAGAAAGUCAGCCCCUCCUGGCAGGAUAUAUCCUGCCUACUGACCCUGAGCUAAUAAGUUUUAGCUUAGUUUUAGCAGUAGGAGGCAGACACAGGCCUGGAGUUCUCCAGACCUGGUCUUUUUUUUUUUUUUUUUUUUUUUUUAAGCUAGGGCCUGUUUUAGAUUUUUUUUUUCUCCUUUUUAUUUCUUGUUCUUAGGUGGGGGUUCAGGAGCAUGGCGCUACCUGUUCCCCCAUAUUCGGGGCAUAGAGUAUGCACCGUUAACCCCUUCCUGCCAACGGUCAGCGCUUGGGGUUGCACCUUUGGUCUGUGUUCCCCUAACUUCCCUGCUUGUCCCGCUGUUUCAGCCUGAUAUGACGCAGGUGACCAUAGCUGGCUGAAGACACCCUAGUUGAGUAUGUACAGGUUAAGCCCCCCCCCUUCCCCCUUUCUUCCUUUACCUUUUUCCCCCGUCUUUUCCUGGGCCCCUCUCCUUGGGACACCAAGUGGGUUUCCCUCUCUUUUAUUAAGUUCUGGGACAUGUCUAGGCCUCUGGGACUCUCAGCCUUCGGGAUAGUCAGGGUUACUGGAGUAGCUCUAUCCCCUAUUCCCCCUCCCAGCGCCGCCUACUUUUCUGGCGCAUCUCAUGUUGGAGUCAGUGUUACAGCAGCCUGGACCUCCACUUUUGCGCGAGGCGGCGAGAGCAUUAACUGAGGCCGAGGCUGCGGCCUGUUCAGGGACUUAGCUCUGUCCACUCCCCGCUCCACGGGUGUGCUGGCGGCUCUCCCUGCCCUCCUUCUCCCUUCCUGCUCAGCGUUCAGAUUCUCCUCUGCUGCUGCCUGCUUCCUCAGCUCCAGCCACAGGACAUAGUACAGCUGCACUCUGUUUCUUCAGCACCAGCCACGGGACACAGGACCUGGGUGAGAUUGCUCCAUUUUCUUGGCUGUCUAUUUCUUACUAGCACCUAUGUCCGACCCCAGACCCGAACACCCCCCCCCCAGACAGGCGACCGCAGGCUUGGUCACCUACUAUUCUUGUGUGAGCUGCAAGACCAAAAUGCCCAGUAGUUUCACUGAAUCCACCUGUCCCGCCUGCUAUACCACACACUCCAUUCCCCCCUGUGCCGCCUUCUCAGGAUGUCCCUCUGGAACGCAUGGUGUCCUCCCCUCCCCAGAGUGGGUUUUCUCCCUUUCCUUGUCAAUCUCCGAUCUGGCUAGGGUCUCCAGAUCAGUGGCUUUGGCCUUUAGAGUGGUCUUUCCUGCGCACGAACCCCAGGGAGUCCCGCUUGGUCUCUCCUGACCCCCACUCCCACUGCUCUCACAAGCGCCUAAAGUAAUUUCGCCAGGCUCUUCUCCCAUAGGUCACGCUCCUCUUCACCAGCUCACCGGUUAGGGAUCGACCGAUUAUCGGUUUGGACGAUAUUAUCGGCCGAUAUUCACGAUUUUGGACGUUAUCGGUAUCGGCAAUUACCUUGAUCCUGAUCCAGAAGUUUCUUUUCGCAACUUUUCUGCUUUCCCCCAAGGCUUUCAUAUCUCAUGCUGAAUUUGAUGUCUUACUGGACGCGGCUUUGAAGCACCCGGACAAACGUUUCCAGGGAACCAAGAAGAUUCAAGCUCAAUUUCCCUUUCCUUUUGGAUCUGGUUUCCAAGUGGACAGCGACUCCUGCAGUAGAUCCUCCAGUUUCUCAAAUCUACUACCCUGCCUCUGGCAGACGCAGCAUCCUUUAAGGAUCCGACGGACAAGAAGAUCGAGAACUUGGCGAAAUUUGCCUUUGAAGCGGCAGGUUUCUCCUUGCUACCCACCUUCGCUUCCGCUUGGUGUCCAAGGCAGUUUCAGUUUGGGUUUCUCAGCUACGGCAGGGCAUCCUGUCUGGUGCUCCUCGGGAGGACUUUGCAGACCUUAUUCGUCAACUCUCUCAGGCCGGGUCCUUCCUUGUGCGGCGACUUUGGAGUCAGCCCAAUGCACGGCCUUUGCCUCUGGUAACUUGGUUGCGAUUCAUCACUCCAUGUGGCUGAAGGCGUGGUAAACAGAUGCUGUUUCGAAGAAAUCUCUUACAGAUUUGCCUUUCUCUGGUACUCGGCUCUUUGGGAAACGCCUAGAUGAACUUCUUUCCGAAGCUACUGGGGGUAAAAUUUCUCUGCUACUGCAGAACAAACCUCGCCGCUCCGAUCUGAAGGCGGCUUCCUUUCGGUCCUUUCCAACAGGUCGCCCUCCCAAUCUUGGAAAGCCCCUUCGUCGGUCUCUUCGGUGGUGGCUCCACUCUCCCCUCCAUCUCCAGGGGUGGUCGUUUCUUCCCCUCCAC